Molecule: messenger RNA, 4302 nt
Organism: Plasmodium fragile
Lineage: Eukaryota; Apicomplexa; Aconoidasida; Haemosporida; Plasmodiidae
Exons: 6
Coding region: 1-4302 (1433 amino acids)
Source: RefSeq, a predicted model, not a curated record
AUGAGCACGAGAAAGCGCACGAAGGAGAAUUCAAAAAGCUCCAAAAAAAAAGAAGGUAGAAGAGAGCAACACGGACCAGGUAAAAUCGGAAAUAAAGAAAUCCAUUAUGUUGUUAAGCUAGACUCGGAUGAAGAAAAUAACAACAAGAACAGCACAAAUAAGAACAAGUACAAAAAUGCAAAGAAAAAAAAUAAUAAAAGACGAAGCUUAUCAGUACUGGUCCCCAAUUACAAAAAAGACAUAGUAAAUAAUAUCAAACUGGCUGACAAACUGUACAGGUUAACAGCAAAUAAAAGCUCAGAUGAAUCGGAAGAAGAAAAUCGCAUGAGGAGGAAAAACUCAACAAAGGACAAGAAAAAUGAUUCGAAAAAUAAGAAGAACAAACAUAGGAGAAGCCUAACCUGUGGAAGUUACCACUCGAAUAGUGAGCAUAGUGUGGACAGCGCCCCAAAUAAUAAAAAGGUUGAUAUAAACAUUAAUGAAGUCCAGACGAAGUAUAAAAAUAAGAACAUAAAAAUAAUAUACGACGAUGGGUACUCGAAGAGAAUCGUCGUCCGGGGGGACAAAAGGAAGGCAGCGAGGAGUGACGGGGAGGACGAGUAUGAAGACGAAAGCGAUAGCGAUGGGCAUAGUGAUUACGAAAGCGAUGAACACAGUGAUGAACGAAGUGAUAGCCAAAGCGACGGUGGAAGCCAAUCGGAGGAUCAGUUGAACGGCUACAAUCGACGUGCGCACACAAACAAACGCAGUGGAAGGGGAAAACACAAGGAAGGAAGCAAACCCAUCAAGAGGAAGAAGAAAAAAUGCGCCAAACAACAGUCCACGACUCUGAGUGACAGUUAUUGCGAGGAAAAGAGGAAAAAAUAUAUCCAAAAGGGGAAGAGGGAAUUCUCGACUCAAAAGUUCGUAGGGGCGAGAAACAGAAUGGAGAGCAGUGAGCCGAUUGAUAAAAAUUACAGAGCAGAUAAAAACUACAUGCAAAGCGACAAGAAGGAAUACUAUCCUAACAUGUAUGAAGGACAAAAUAGGGAAAAUAUAAAUAAAGACAAAAACCAAAACAUUUUUGAAGAUGUACAAGCGUUUAAUCCAUGCAUGGACAGAGGGAGAAAAACGAUGACGUAUCAAACAUUAAGCACAAGGAGUGAACAAGUGAAAAACAAUUUUUUCCUCAGCAUUAAGGACAUAGUUUUUAAGUUGCAUUUGAACUUACAAAACAUAAAAGAAAUACUUAAAAACAAAAAUGAUUAUAUAACAAGCUUGCUAGACUCAUCGUAUAGAAAUAUUAUUGAAAAUGUGAAACGCAACGCAAUAAAACAGGACAAUUUUUAUAGGAUAAUUUUUCACGACCUGUUUAAUUUAUUAAAUGAAUUUAUCAUGGUGGAUGAUUAUACAAAGAAGUUUUUCUUUAGCAUCGAGACGGAGGUUAGACAGAGGUGCUUGGAAAAUAUUAAGAACGAAUUUUACAAUUUUAUCAAUAGGUACUUGCCUUCGGGGGAGAGGAGAAGUGUGUACAGCCCCAGUAGGGUUGCUAACGAGUUAAAUCCACAGGACAUGUAUAAGCGCAUUAUAGACAUGCACGAAUCUGCCAACAAGCGGAAGAACCUCUAUGCUGCUUUGGCCUCGUACAACAGUGGGGUGGGGCCUACAGGAAAUGAGAACCCAGGAAGCUGCUUCACCGGCGAAUACCAGAGCCACGCCGGUGUGCAGAGUAUGUUGCACCUGAACAGCCUACAACAGUUCGAAGGUGGGAGGAACGAUAUGACCAAAAUGGACGGCAUGGGAAAUGACCUCUCACUUAAAGUAAAAAAUGCAAGCAUCUUCCAAAAUGUAAGCGAACAGGAAGAUGCUGUGGAAUAUUUAAAAGGAAUGGUAAAAAGCGAGAAGGAGAAAAAUAUAAAAUUGGAGUUGCAAUAUGAUGAAUUGAAACAAAAAUACGAUCUGUUGAAGAAGAAAAGGGAAGAAGAUAUCACCAAGGAAAUUAAUAUGUCCAAAAGUAGCGCAGACGAAGAAGAUAAUUUUUUUAAGAAAUUUUAUCAGAGUCAGUCAUUUAUCAAAUUGGAGGAAAAAAAAUUGGAGGACUCAUCGAAGAGGAUCGUCGACGAAAAUGUGAAGCUCACCAGGAUGAAGGAAAUGAACGAGGACAGCAAAAGGGAAAUAGAGAAAGACAUGUGCGACAUCCAGGUGAAGAGGGGGGAAAUUGAAAAGGAAAAGGGCGAUAUAGAAAACAAGAAAAAGGAGAUCGAGCUUGCAAAAGAGGAGGUAAGCAAACAAAAUAGACAAUUGGAAGAACAGCAAGACAUACUACAUCGGAGGAAAAAGGAAAUGGAGGAGGAAAGGUCCAUGCUAGAUAACACUAAAAGAGAGGUGGAUGAACACAAUGAUUUGAUAAAGGAAAAAAAGAUGGAGCUGGAUGAGCUCAACAAAUUAUUGAGUGAAAGGAAGAAGAGUCUGGAGGAGGCAGAAAACACACUGCGCCAGAGACAGAAGGAAGUGGACCAAACAAAUUUGCUGCUAAACGAGAAGCAAAGCACCAUAAUGAAGUCUAACGGGACCGAGCAUGGCAUAAGCAACGAUAAUACAAAUCAGCAACAUGACAGCGGGGAUGACCACAACAAAAGAGAAAAUGAAGAGAGCAAUACAUUAUAUAUGCCUCAUGAUAACACCAGUUAUACACCCACUGGAGAGGCUAUCACGGGUAAGCAUGGCACACUCCAUUUAGAAAAUGCGUCAACACGAAUUGUUGAAAAGGAAACAAGCCCGAAGGAUACGAACAUCGAAGGGGAUGCCAGAAGAAGCAGUGUUUUGUCUUAUUUAGGGAACUCGAAAUUUUCUCAGAAAGAAGAUUCCAGGAGGGGCAGUAACAUAUCGCCAAUAUGUGGUGGAACCCCCCAAAGUGAUAAACUUGUGCUAAAUGAUAAGAACAUGCUAAUGAUGAAAAAUGAAAUUGAGGAAAGGGAAAAGGCCCUUUUAAGUAGAGAGCAAAAGCUCAAUGAGGAAAAAGAACAAAUUGCCCAGGAGAUGAACAAACUUGGUAUCUUAAGGGAUGAUAUUUCGAGCAAAACCGAGGCACUACAUAUAUGGGAAGAGGAACUAAAAAAGAAAGAAUUACACCUACUAGGCAUGAAAAAAGAAGGAGACAAUACAAAACGGGCAGGACAGCAAAAUGUCUCUUCAAAGAAAACCAACUUGCUCUUCUACGAAGCAGAAGAAAUGAAUAAUUUAGGCGAAAAUUCAAAGCAGCAUGUCGAGCCAGCAGAUUCCGGAAAUGGCUCUAAUGAAGGAGUUGCAAAUCAUAAAACGGAUGAUCACGUGGGAAUAACUCAACCUGAGAGCGAUCACAAGGGGACCAACCAACCGCAGGACGAAGCUGAAUUAAACGAAUCGCUACAAAAUGGGGAUAGCACGCGUUUGGAAGGUAUCAAUUCUUCACAGGGCAAAAACAUCAACGACAGCAUUUUCAACCCGUGUGGAGCUUCUCCACAAGGUGACAACAUAGACACAAUAAAAAAGAACCUAAACAACUGUUUGGAUGAAAUUGCCAAGUACAAACUUUUGCUAGAAAGUAGAGACGCAGAAAUUUGCUCAUUAAAGACCCAACUGGGAAAGCAACAAGGUGAAGCUAACUGGAAGGGAGAUGCUACACAAGAGGCGAGCAACUUGGGGGAUAAUUCAAAAAUGGGGGAUUCUCCUUGUAAUACGGGUAAUGUGGAGGACGAGAUAAAUGGGCAAAGUGGUUUUUCUGCCCUAUAUGGUGAUUCGGGUAACAUGACCAUGGGUUCUUUGAAGCAGCCAAUCGGGAUUUCAGGCCCUGCGCCUGAGCAGAGUAAGCGAAACUCAGAGGGGACCGAAUUAAACACUCAGAAGACGAUGAAAAGUGUCAUUAGCAGCGAGCUAAUCACGUUAUACAAAGAAAUAAGCAAAAUAAAGGAGGAGUACAACAGAAGCAUCCUUAAAAAAAAUGAGUUUAUAGGGGGUCUCCUGCACAAUUUCUUUAACGAAAUGAGAAACAACUACAAGUUGAAGGAGAAUUUCUACCAGAAGGAAUCCAGCAAAUAUAACGCCCUCAUUAGCGACAAGGAAUGCUACAUAAACGAACUUAAAAAUGCGUUGCAGGAAAAGAAGGCGAAGGAGGUAUCCUACAAAAAGAUGCUACUAAAAAUGAAUCAAAUAAACGAUGCGUACAAGUUAAAGAAUAAAAGAAGUUUGUCCACCGUGGAAAUGUUGAAGCAAGACAUAAAGCUGCUAAAUCAGGACGUGUUAAAGAAAAAAGAAAUGAUUAAAAAAUUCGAAGUAGCUCAGUGA